CUCACUCUUUUGUUUUUUUUUUUUCAAUUUUGAAAACAAGUUCUCAGACAUGUCAACGGCAGCGCAAAUCGAGGAAGAGGAGGGCGACUUUACGCUCGACAACCCCGACACUGUCACCAAGUACCGCACCGCUGGUGACAUUGCCAACCGCGUCAUCAAGAAGGUCCUCGCUGCCGCCGUCCCCGGCGCGACCGUCCUCGCCCUGUGCAAGCUCGGCGAUGGCGAGAUCAACGAGGAGGUCGCCAAGAUCUACAAGGCCAACAAGAAGGUCAAGAAGGGCAUUGCGUUCCCCACUUGCGUCUCGCUCAACAGCACCGUCUGCCACCAGUCGCCCCUUUCCAGCGAUGCCGCCAUCACCCUCCAGGCCGGCGACGUUGCCAAGGUUGACCUCGGUGUCCACGUCGAUGGCCUGAUUGCCGUCGUUGCCCACACCAUCGUUGUCGGCGCCACCAAGGAGGCCCCCGUCACCGGCCGCAAGGCUGAUGUCCUCCUCGCCGCAUACAACGCCUCUGAGGCCGCCGUCCGCCUCGUCCAGGCUGGCAGCACCAACCACAAGGUCACCGAGACUGUCCAACAGGUUGCGCAGCAAUUCAAGUGCAACACCGUUGAGGGCAUGCUCUCGCACCAGCUCGAGCGCAACAUCAUCGACGGCAAGAAGACCAUCAUCCUCAACCCCAACGAGGCCCAGCGCAAGGAGCACAAGGAGCUCACCUUCGAGAUUGGCGAAGUCUAUGGCGUUGAUGUUAUUGUUAGCACAGCCGAGGGCAAGAGCCGCACCCUCGACACCCGAACCACCGUCUACAAGAAGACCGAUGCCGUCUAUCUCCUCAAGAUGCAAGCCUCGCGCACCUUCCUCAGCCAGGCCAAGGAAAAGUACGGCAACUUCCCCUUCUCGAUCCGCUCGUUCGACGACGAGAACAAGGCCAAGAUUGGUGUCCUCGAGUGCACCAAGCACAACGUCAUGACCCCCUUCAGCGUCCUGUACGACCGCGACGACACCGCCUCGGUUGCCCAGUUCAAGUUCACCGUCCUCCUCACCAAGAACGGCCCCAUCCGCAUCACCUCCGUCCCCUUCGAGGCUGAGCUUUUCAAGAGCGAGCACAGCGUCGUCGACGCCGAGCUCAAGGCUCUCCUCGCCUCGUCCGCCAAGGGCAAGAGCAAGGCCAAGAAGGCUGAUGCUGCUGCUCCCGAGGCCGCCUCCAGCUCGUCCGCCCCUGCCCCCGCUGCCGCCCAGUAACAGAACACGCGUCGUGUGUUUGGAUGAACUCUCCGAGUUUGCGAUGACUGUUGAGAUGUUGGUGUCCGCUUUUCGUGUUUUUGUGUAAUGGUAGUUUUUUUUUUUU
This is a messenger RNA of Capsaspora owczarzaki ATCC 30864, 1343 nucleotides long. RefSeq names its product proliferation-associated 2G4,b. The record is from RefSeq and is a predicted model, not a curated record. The coding region runs from base 50 to 1237 and encodes 395 amino acids. The transcript has 4 exons. NCBI's taxonomy places the organism in Eukaryota, Filasterea, Ministeriida, Capsasporidae.